Thermochaetoides thermophila DSM 1495 is the source of this 2388-nucleotide messenger RNA. RefSeq lists its product as uncharacterized. The record is from RefSeq and is a predicted model, not a curated record. The coding region runs from base 1 to 2388 and encodes 795 amino acids. NCBI's taxonomy places the organism in Eukaryota, Fungi, Ascomycota, Sordariomycetes, Sordariales, Chaetomiaceae. The transcript is spliced from 4 exons.
AUGCCUCCUUACCUUUUCGAUCCUAACCAGGGCUUAGCCUAUCCAACUUCCGGCGACAUGUGGAACGGAGAGCCGGAUGGCAUCUAUCCCCGUCGCCGCCGCGGCCCUCCAAACCCCCCGAAUAGCCCGAAUCGUCGUCCUGGUUUCAUCCCCAAUAGCCUCAGCAGUUAUAUCCCUCCGGCGAACUCUACCGCCGGUUUGGGCCCUCUGAACAUCAAUCGCCCCAACUCUGUCGAUGGCUCGUUCGAUGCCAGGGUGUUAUAUGGGGAUCGUAUUGCCAACGAGAUCGCGCGGCUCAUUACUCAAGGCCAGAAUCGCAUCGGAAACCCGUCUGGCAACAGCAUUCCGCAAUUAAGUGGUGGGGCUGUGCCGCCGAUUCAACACCGUGAUGCCCUCCGGGGUCUUCGCUUCGGUGACCCCCCGACGCCCGAUGACGAUGGCAACAUGCGUCCUCGUGCUGACGCAUCUCUGGAAUCAUCUCUGAACCUCUUUGCGCUGUUGGCUCGUAACGGGUUCAAUCGCUGGCCUGGCGUAGGCCAGAACCCGCAGCCAGGCAUGGCUCCCCCCAUUGGUCCCCUAGGCACCAUCUCCCAUACCUCGGGACCCGCCAUCCCUCCUAGCAUGAUUCCCUCUGGCAUUUUCCCUCACGGAGCUGGCCCCCCCGGUUCUGUGCCCCCCGGACCUACCCCUCCAGGAGCUGUCCCUUCAGGCACGGCUCCUUUUGGUGUUGCACUGGCUGCUAUUCCCAUGGGCGCUGCUCCGCCAGGCAAUCCUCCGCCGGACACUGUUCCCCCGGCGUUUGGGCCCCCUCCAGGAAACCCGAAUAUACAGCGGCCUAUGCCAGCUGCGGGAGCGCCACCUCCGCCCCCUGGGCCGGUGCCCCCGCCGCGAUGGAGGCUUUCCGACUUCGAUCCAGAGUUGUUCCCUCCUCGCGAAUGGAAUCCAAACAGUUUGAAUGCGCCCAGGACCCAAACAGCCGAUAGUCAGCGCCCUGCGCCAAGUGGCUCUCGUCUCGGCCAUCGUUCCCUCCCAAGUGGGUCUGGACCGAGUCUCGGUAGGCCGCUUCCACGCCGUUACGAUCCCAGUAAUGAUCGUCUCCUUGGCGGCCAGUCCUCCAACAGCAUUUACCAUCCCUCCGUGCGGGGCAAUCCCUCUGUUUCGAGGGACUUGGACCCUACCGCUCCGCCUUUCAUGCCCAUAAUACGUCGAUAUUUCAACGGCACAGAGCCCGCAUCGUCUUCACAUGCCCGUCAGGGUCCGCCGCCACUGCGCUCUCCCAGCAGCCCCAACUUUCGCUCUGGUCGCCGUUCCCGUGGCCGUAACCGUAACCGCGUCAAUGGUGCGAGAAACGGUAACAACGAUGAUAACCAUGAAACACGUCGCAGACGCAUACAGGAGGACCGUGACAUUCGACGCCGCCGCCGCCGCCGCCGCCGCCGCCGCCACGCUUGGAGGAGGGAGGCAUUGAAUCUCGUCAACGAGUUACAGGAGUGUGGAAACCGAUUAUCGAGAGUGGCGGGUAAUGAAGAUGGCCGCUUAGACCGAAUUAUGCAGAGGCUCAAUGUCUUGGAAGAGCAGGCGAGACACUGGUUUAUAGAGAGUUCAAGCAGUGAACCUGCUGGAUCACGCACGGAGAGCAGUGCCCAGCUGGACGACGAUUUGGAUGCGGUCAUGGCCGCUGCAGAGCCUGUAUCCGAGCCGGAAAAGCCCGCAAAUGAUGCGACGGAAGAAGCAGCUCACAAUCCGGCAGAGCUGGAGCGAGGCUUAGAACAGGAGAGCACAAGUGCUGCGAUGGAGGUUGUGGCUCCUCCCGGCCGCGGGAGCCACUUCUGCCCUAUUCAAGAGCGGCUUAGUAGUGGGGACGGAGAUGACAGAGGUUUUGUUUCAAUCACCAUUCGGGAGAACGAGAAUGGUGAGUUGGAAGUCAUUGAAAACUCCAGCACUGGCGAAAGUGAUAACGAGAACAGCGAAGAUUCAGCCGAGUGGAUCUAUGUCGAACCUAGUAGCACCAACAAUUCUGAUGAUGACAUGGAGUGGCCCCAAGCUUCCGAUCCUUCUGGCGAUUUGGUCCGCUACAUCAUCAAUAACGAGGAUGAUACCCUCUCGUGGAUAGACUGGCGUUCUGUCGGCUCUGUCAGUGAUCUUUUGAGUGGGCUUGUAAGCGCCGCGAGUACGAGAUUGAAUUCCGGGGUUCAGAGUCGUGCCGAGCCGGCGUCUAGGGAGGGGAGUCCCGUGGGGAGCCUAAGAGCUGAGUAUGGGGACGAAGAAGAGAGAGAAGAGGACGAGGUGAUGAGUUCUCCUCCCACUGGUUUGGGUAUUUUGUUUGUUCCGGAACGACAGAUGGCCAAAUCUGAACUCAGCGGCACCCCUAAAAUCGUCCUUCCCUAG